AUGACAACGGCCCCGCGCCGCCUCCACUUCCUGUUGCGUCACUUCCGCUGCCGCCACCCGGCGCGGCUAGGCUGCCAAUGGGAGCUCCCACCAGGGGGCGCCACGCCGCGGCGCGCCCCGCUGGGGCCGCUCUAUCCCGCCCGCCCGCGCUUUGUAGAAUGGGCGCGGAGCAGACGAGUUCGCCGGAAGCGCGGCGCCGCUCUGCGCCGCGCUCGCUGCUCCGGGAGGAGUGACGGCAGCGGCGGCGGAGGGAAGAUGGCGGAGGCGGCGGCGGUGCAGCAGCACCGGUUCUUUUGCCACAGCUGCAAGGGCGAGGUCAGCCCCAAGCUGCCGGAGUACACCUGCCCUCGCUGCGAGUCUGGCUUCAUCGAGGAAGUCACUGAUGAUUCCAGUUUUUUUGACAGCAAUUCCCUGGACGACAGCCCCUCCUCUCAGUUCUCAGAGCUCUGGGACCACCUGGACCACGCCAUGUUCUUCCCGGAUUUCCGGCCCUUCCUGAGCGGCGCCUCCCUGGACGCCGAGGGCAGGGACGUGGAGCGGGGUCCCCCGGCCGAGCUUUGGGGUCCCCCGGCCGAGCUUUGGGGUCCCGGCCGCCCCCCACGGCUGCCCGUGGCCCGCAGGUACCGGGCACGGGGCAGCUCCCGGCCCGAGCGCUCGCCCGCCAUCGAGGGGAUAAUCCAGCAGAUCUUCGCCGGCUUUUUUGCCAACUCCGCCAUUCCUGGCUCCCAGCACCCCUUCUCCUGGAGCGGGAUGCUGCACUCCAGCCCCGGCGAUUACGCGUGGGGACAGAGCGGCCUGGACGCCAUCGUCACCCAGCUCCUGGGACAGCUGGAGAACACGGGGCCGCCCCCAGCAGACAAGGAGAGGAUCUCCUCGCUGCCCACCGUGCCCGUGACGCAGGAGCAAGUCGGUGGGUGGCUGCCAAACCCACAGCCGGGGCACUGGGGUCCAGUUUGGCACCCUGAGGUCCCUCCUUGGCACCCUGAGCUCCCUCCUUGUCACCUUGAGCUCCUGGGACAGCUGGAGAACACGGGGCCGCCCCCAGCAGACAAGGAGAGGAUCUCCUCGCUGCCCACCGUGCCCGUGACGCAGGAGCAAUGUGUUUCCCCACAGCACGACACGUGUCCCGUGUGCAGGAAGAGCCUGAAGGGGGAAGAUUCCAGCAGGCAAAUCCCAAACCCCGACUCCUCCGACAGCCCCGUGCAGGAGAGAUGGACUUUCUGACCCUCCUGAAAAGUUCUGGAACGUUCCAGAAGCUUCCAGAGGCAUCCCAGACUCGAGGUGUCCAUUGAGAAUUCCAACAAACCCCCCCCUUGGGUAGCAGGAAUUUGGGGGCCCGCCCUGUGGGAUUGCGGCACCGAGCGCUCUCCUCCCAGGAAUUUCUCCUCCUGCUCCAUGGAAUUGCCUCGUUAGCCCUAAAUUGGGGGAUUUUUGGGAGUGAUUUGGUUUCAUUUUUUUGUAGCAGGAAAGGUUUGGUUGGUUUUUUUUUUUGGGUUUGGUUUUUUGAUCCAAAGAGGGGCUCCCAGUCCCCCCCCUCGUCGCCUUCUCUGGGAAAAGGUUGGGGUAAAAAAAGGGGAUUUUUGGGAUCUUCCUGCACUCCAGGAGGUUGGAAUUGCAGCCACGAGAGAUUUUUAUUGCCCCGUUUUGGGAUGGAAUCCUUGGGGGGUCUGUGAAAUCAUGGCAGGUGGGAGAAGGAAGGUUCUGGAAGCCUUCCUUAGGGGGGGUUGGACCCUCAGGAGUCCCCGGGAAAGGCUCUGGGGACGCCGUGGUAUCAGGAAUGCUCUGAGCAGGAUUUUGGCUCAUCCUGGACUGGUUUUGGGGUUGAUUGGGGUUUUUUCUGACCCUUUUCCACGUUGCCUGUGGCCCCAGGUGUGUCCAAACCCCCCCACGAGUCAUUCCAGGCAGGAAUUCUGGACCACUCCCCCCACCAUAACUUAAGGAAACUCUUUCUUUUUCCUGAUUAUUUGGUUGUUUUGAGAAGUUUUGGGGGUUUUGUUUCCCAUUUCCUGUGACUUUUCCAGGUCUGAAUCCUGGGAUUUUCCUCAUCCUCGUGGGAUCCACUGGCUGCCCUUUGGGGGGACAUUGUGACCCCCCUCCCACGUUCCCAAACCCCUUGGGCUCAGUGGUUCCACACCCACGUGGAUUUAAUUCCUGAUUUUUCUUUGCUCUUCCGUCCAAUAAAGGCCUUUCUCAAUGAA
Messenger RNA from Passer montanus (Eurasian tree sparrow), 2198 nucleotides. Its product is annotated as E3 ubiquitin-protein ligase RNF115-like. NCBI's taxonomy places the organism in Eukaryota, Metazoa, Chordata, Aves, Passeriformes, Passeridae. Gene Ontology annotation, molecular function: ubiquitin protein ligase activity. The record is from RefSeq and is a predicted model, not a curated record.